This is a messenger RNA of Eucalyptus grandis, 2391 nucleotides long. Its product is annotated as putative kinase-like protein TMKL1. Gene Ontology annotation, biological process: protein phosphorylation. Gene Ontology annotation, molecular function: ATP binding; protein kinase activity. Bases 745 to 1842 code for a protein of 365 amino acids. NCBI's taxonomy places the organism in Eukaryota, Viridiplantae, Streptophyta, Magnoliopsida, Myrtales, Myrtaceae. The transcript is spliced from 2 exons. The record is from RefSeq and is a predicted model, not a curated record.
AACCACCCGCAUGGCGGCCGUGAGAGAGAAAUUCUCAAAAUUAGAAGUUGACCGAUUGUUGUCAGACAGGUUUUGGGGGUAGAACAGGGCGUGAGGAUGUUUGUUAAAGCACUCGACGGGCAUGUCAGUGUAAAUAAGAAGGGGUCCGAGCUUUCUCUUCUUCGCCACGAGAUUCCAAUUCCAUUCUUGGCGGAGGAGGGUUAUGAGUUAUGACCGAUGCGAGAGUAGUCAUUAUUGGUCGAGGAAGCGGGAGGCAGAGCAGGGAAAGAAAGCGUGUGAAUUAAACAGAGCAAGCUGGAGAUCUGUCGUACCCAUAGAAGAAGAAGAAGAAGAAGAAAGCAGACGUGUGUGUGUCUCUCUGUCACUGUGCAAAUAAUGCAUUUCUGGGUUUUCUUGUUGUUGUUUCUCUGGCUAGUGGGUUGAUGUCCUUUUUUGGGCUGGACAUGUCUUGUCUGAGAAUGGAAGCAGAAGCAGCUGCGAUUUCCAGAAUCUUGGGUUCCACAGCCCCACACAAAGUUCUUUUUCACCUUCAUCUUUUUGUCUCCACCUAUCUCUAGAUUCUCUCUCUCUUUCUCUCUCUCUCACCAUUCCCGGGUUCCUGUUUUCUCAGCAGAUCCAAAGACAUUUUUCAGUCCUCUCCUAAACCCGCAAUUCCCGCACCAAGACCAGGAAGCCUCGACUGAAAAGCUUUUGACUUUUGCUGCACAGUGAGAGUUUUCUCCAUCCACAUUGCCCACCCACGAAAUGACAUCCAACCACUUCCUCACCCUCAUUCUCGCGCUGACCGCCGCCGCUCUCCUCGUCAUCCUCUCGCUCUCCGUCUACAUUUGUCACAGAGCAUCGUCCAGGCGCAGAACCGCCGCCGACGUCGAGGCCCCGGAUCGCAAACUCGAAGGCGAGGGGGGUCGCGAGCCGCCGUGCCCGUCGGAAGACCUGGUCGCGUUCCAAGGAGGCGAGGACCUGACGAUAUGCGACAUCUUGGAAGCGCCCGGCGAGGUGAUCGGGAAGUCGGGCUACGGCACGCUGUACAAGGCGAUGCUGCAGAGGAGCGGCUCGGUGAAGCUGCUGAGGUUCCUGAGGCCGGUCUGUGCCGCGAGGAAGGAUGAGUUCGGCGCCGCGGUUCGGUGUUUGGGGAGGGUGAGGAGCCCUAAUUUGGUGCCCCUCUUGGGGUUUUACGGAGGUCCCAGAGGCGAGAAGCUGCUCGUUCAUCCUUUCUACGGGCGCGGGAACUUAGCAGAUUUCAUUCGAGAUACGAAUGGUGGGUGUCGCAAUUGGGCAGUCAUAUAUGGAAUUUCUGUUGGCUUAGCCAAAGGACUGGAUCAUCUUCACACAGGUUUGCAAAGACCCAUGAUCCAUGGAAAUCUGAAGUCCAAGAACAUACUUUUAGAUCGAAACAACCGACCAUACAUCUCCGAUUAUGGCCUGCAUAUACUCCUUAUUCCAGAAACUGGUCAACAAAUGCUCGAAAUUGCAGCAGCAGAGGGAUACAAAGCUCCUGAGCUGAUCAAAAUGAGAGAUGUUAGCGAAGAAACUGAUAUAUACAGUCUUGGGGUCAUUUUUCUUGAACUCAUUACAGGGAAAAACCCGAUGAAUGAGAAAGCAUCCCCUGAUGAAGAAUCACAUCUGCCAAAUUAUGUUAGAAGGGCGAUCCUUGAUCGUAGGAUCUCAGAACUAUACCAUCCAGACAUCCUCCUUGCGGACAGCUGUGGUGAAAUAAGUGCAGUUGCAGAGGAACACAUUCUGAAUUUUUUUCAACUGGCUAUGGCAUGUUGCUCUCCAUCUCCUUCUUUAAGGCCAAAUACAAGGCAAGUCCUGAGGAAGCUUGAAGAAAUCGGGACGUAAGGAAGUGAUUGUUUGAAAGAAGCCAAUCGCACUAAUCACAAAAUGUUGACGUGACAUCCGAUUUGGAGCUGGAUUCAAUGCUGUUGAGAUUUCUUUUUCCUGAAUCGAGCAUGCGGAUGAUUCCCCUUUGAGUAGCCGUGAUGAGUUAGAAGACAUUGACAUUUGAACAGUUUUUAAAUGGGUAUCACCAUGACGCUAGGGUACUGAUGAACAUUUCAGAAAUUCGAAAAGUGGCAAUUAAGGCGCACCCGAAUUCAUUUUGGCCAGGAAAUUCGGCGAACAUAGAUUGUUGAUAUCACCGUUCCUCGUUCUGACGUUGCGGGUGAUGAACACGGUCUGAUGUUGUGGGUGGAUGUUCAUCGCUGGAUCUUUCAGAGGUUCAUUUUGAGCUAUAACAUUAUAGUCUGUGAAAGAGUUCUGGGUUGAUGACUAUUCAGUUAAUUCUGUCGUGCUCUCGCGGUGGAAGAGUUGCCGUAGGUUAUACCAUACUCCAAUGUUGUAAUGACAGAUACAGGAUAUUCAGUAUCUAAUCCAUUUUAUUUUCACUAA